Messenger RNA from Mandrillus leucophaeus (drill), 821 nucleotides. RefSeq lists its product as uncharacterized. The record is from RefSeq and is a predicted model, not a curated record. Lineage: Eukaryota; Metazoa; Chordata; Mammalia; Primates; Cercopithecidae. Gene Ontology annotation, biological process: cell surface receptor signaling pathway. Gene Ontology annotation, cellular component: plasma membrane. The coding region runs from base 60 to 821 and encodes 253 amino acids. The transcript has 4 exons.
CCUGUUCCCCUUUUAUCAACACACAGAGCCAGAAGAUCCCUCCGUCCUGAGCACCUGCCAUGAGCAUCAGGCUUCUGUGCUGUGCGGCCUUUUCUCUCCUGUGGGCAGGCCCAGGGAAUGCUGGUGUCACUCAGACCCCAAAAUUCCAAAUCCUGAAGACAGGACAGAGCAUGACACUGCAGUGUGCCCAGGAUAUGAACCAUAACUACAUGUCCUGGUAUCGACAAGACCCAGGCGUGGGGCUGAGGCUGAUUCAUUACUCAGUUGGUGCUGGUGUCACUGACAAAGGAGAAGUCUCCAAUGGCUACAAUGUCUCUAGAUUAAACACAGAGGAUUUCCCACUCAGUCUGGAGUCGGCUGCUUCCUCCCAGACAUCUGUGUACUUCUGUGCCAGCAGUUACUCCACAGCACUACAAGGCUGCCUCCUCUCUGCACAUAAAGCCAGGGAGGCUCUGCCCUCCUCCCCGCUCCCCAAGACUCAGGGAUGCCCUGGGCAGAAGAGCAUUUCUGACCCUACCAACCUACGUUGUGGGUGUAUUUGGCAGCCCGGAGUGCAGCAGACAGUUCUUGGGCCCGUACCUUUGCGAGUUAGCCUGGAGAUGCCUGUACACAUGACAGACUCUUGGUGUUGUUCACUCUCAGUCCGGUCCUCUCUGGAAUGUCACAGACGACCAUCGAACAAACAGAUUCCCAGGACAGUGUUGGUGCAUCCUACAGGACAUGCCCAGCAGACAGAAGAGCAGCUGUGGGAUGAGAAGAUGAACUCAGAGAUGCAGUGUGAGGCCUCUGGGUCCAGACAGCUCUGGAGGCCAAAGCGAUGA